Messenger RNA from Thyridium curvatum, 234 nucleotides. RefSeq lists its product as uncharacterized. Bases 1 to 234 code for a protein of 77 amino acids. Lineage: Eukaryota; Fungi; Ascomycota; Sordariomycetes; Thyridiales; Thyridiaceae. The record is from RefSeq and is a predicted model, not a curated record. The transcript has 2 exons.
AUGAGUGGAGGAUACACUGACGAGGCAGUCGAAGAGGGACACGACCUCUUCGAGCGAGCCGAAGCUGAGGAGCAGAGAUUGCACCCCAACGACAGCAUGACCCUUCCACCAGGGGCCACGUCGACAAAGAGUGCUGGCUUGGAGAGUCAAGACAAUGCCCCUUCCCAGGCCCAUCAAGACACGAAAAAGUCCAAGCUCGAUAGUGUCAAGGAUGCUUUACACAUGAAGAAAUAG